AUGAGCUAUCGGGACCGAGACUACGAAAGAUCUUCGCCCGCUUUGUCGGGAGCCGGCGGCGACUACCAAAUGGAGGUGCAGGAGGACACGGUCUACGUGUCUGGUCUGCCGCCUGAGACCACUGUGGAUAAUCUGGGCGAGCUGUUCGGAUCCAUCGGCAUCAUCAAGUGUCCCUCACGCCCCUUCUUCUUGAUGCGGCAAUCCAUCCACAACUACUGUGUGGCCGAUCAGAUCGACAAGAAGAAGCGACCCAACGAGAAGAAGAUUUACGUCUACACCGACAAGGCUACGGGCAAGCCCAAGGGCGAUGCCACCGUGACGUAUGACGAUCCGGAGGCGGCCAAGGCUGCGAUCAACUGGUUCAACAACACCGAGUUCAUGGGUUCCAAGAUCAAGGUCGAGAUUGCCCAGAGGAAGGUCGCUACGGAGGUGCUCGCGCGCCGGGGAAGAAUGAACAGCGGAUUCGGGCGCGGCGGCGGACGUGGCGGCGGCCGCGGGAGAGGAAGAGACAGGGACGAAGAUGACGGCGGCUAUGGCGGCGGUGGAUACGGCGAUGCGGGCGGCGAUGCUUACGGCGGCGGCUACAACUACGGUGCCGAAGGCGGCGGCGGCGGCGGUGGACGCGGCGGUCCUCCGCAAGCGCGCGAGGGCGACUGGGCGUGCCCCGACCCCGGAUGCGGCAACGUGAACUGGGCGCGGCGUUCGACGUGCAACAAAUGCAACACGCCCAAGCCUGGCGGCGGCGGCGGCGGCGGCGGCGGCUAUGGAGGCCGAGGCGACCGCGACAGCGGCUACGGCGGAAGGGACGGUGGCAGGGACAGCCGAGGCGGCGGCUACGGCGGCAGGGACGGCGGAAGAGACAGCCGAGGCGGCGGCAGGUACGACGAUGCCGAUGACAGGGGCUACGGCAAGCAGACCUCUUCCUACUCCUCGAGCAGAAGGGACAACCGAGACAGGCCCUACUAA
Acanthamoeba castellanii str. Neff is the source of this 966-nucleotide messenger RNA. Its product is annotated as RNA recognition motif domain containing protein. Gene Ontology annotation, molecular function: RNA binding; transcription coregulator activity. The coding region runs from base 1 to 966 and encodes 321 amino acids. Gene Ontology annotation, biological process: regulation of DNA-templated transcription. The record is from RefSeq and is a predicted model, not a curated record. Gene Ontology annotation, cellular component: nucleus. The transcript has 7 exons. Lineage: Eukaryota; Discosea; Longamoebia; Acanthamoebidae.